Messenger RNA from Tilletiaria anomala UBC 951, 2793 nucleotides. RefSeq lists its product as uncharacterized. Gene Ontology annotation, biological process: actin cytoskeleton organization. The transcript is spliced from 4 exons. Gene Ontology annotation, molecular function: small GTPase binding; actin binding. Lineage: Eukaryota; Fungi; Basidiomycota; Exobasidiomycetes; Georgefischeriales; Tilletiariaceae. The coding region runs from base 1 to 2793 and encodes 930 amino acids. The record is from RefSeq and is a predicted model, not a curated record.
AUGUCGCCAACGUUGCUUCCGGUAGGCGACAAGGAAAACAGCCCUCAUCCAAAUUCCCCUGCCAUGGACCGCUUUGUAUUUCCGAGCGGACACAGAGAGCAGCUUCUAUCUCUCUUCAGUGAGACGCAAGUAGUCGGAUCUUCGCCGUUCGCGCACCCUCAUCAGCAUCAGUAUGAUUACACACAGCUACAAAGGCCGCAGCCACAGCCGCUGACGAGCGUCCAGCGAGGCCGAGCCACUAGAAAGGAGCCCCUCAAGACCGGCGACGAGGAACGGACACCUUUGUCACCGAAGAAAGUGAAGAAGGGAAGAAGCAAAAGCAGGCAGCGCCAAGCGAGCGGUGCAGCUGACUUCACCGACGGAGACAUGCUGGCGCACUCUAGAGUGACAUCAAACAGCCAACCGAGCAAGGACGUCAUCGACGCUGAUUUUGCCAAUCUUUUGAACCAACUUGAAGUGUCACAGUCUCUGCGAGGGAACUUGGUUUCCUUGGAUGCCUCCGUGAAGCUUAGCAUGCUCAAAGGCAAGGAGACGCUCACGCUGGCUUCGCUUGGUUUUGGCCCUACAAUCCGCCCUGGAAGUCCUAACAAGAGUCGUACUCCCAGCGCAUUUUCCGGCAUCAAGAAAAGCUCGAGCAGCAGCACGGCUGGCGGCCUGUCAACAAUGAGCCCUUCCUCGUCUGCAGCUGAUGGUUUCGGUAUCUCGAUCAAUAUGAUGUCCCCUCCUCUGUUAUCCACAACGCCCAAACUUGCGAGCUCAGCUGCAUUGGGCACUGCUAGACUGCGGACAAACUCGUUCUCCUCACUGCUGCCGGGGGGAGGCUUUUCCGCCAACAGCACCAGCAGCAAUAGCAAAGAGACCCCAUCUCACUUUGCAACAUUACUCAAAGCGAAUGAUGCAAGCCUUAUCGACGUUUCCAAGGUCAAGCGCAUGCGCGCUGUCCUAGCCAGCGAGUCGCCUUCCUGGAUUGCAGAGUUCGCAACCGAGCAUGAUGGAUACAGCGCCAUGCUGACUAGGACAAAGGAGUUGCUGGAUAUGGAAUGGAGAUCGGAACAGCACGACGACCAACUGCUUCACGAACUGCUGCGGUGCUUUGUGGCUCUUAGCACGAGCGAUCGCGGCAGAAGCGUCCUACAGUCCCAUGCCCCUGCGCCGUUCGUAGGCCUGGCCGAUUUGCUCUUCUCAGAGAAAAAGCCGGGCGACCUGCCAACGCGCAAGCUCAUCGUAGAUCUGUUGACCAUCUUUAUACAGCUAGAUCUAUCUGAGCAAUGCUGCGAUUCCACCUCGAUAACUAACACACGGCAGCGCUCAUCAUGUCUCUCUGAAGCGCAGGACCGCUCAACCUCUCGCCUGUCUCUCGCCGAGCAACUUCUCCUGGCGCUUCUCCACAAUCCACGGGACCCAAGUAAGGAAGCGCUCGUCGACUUUAUCUCGGCGACCCACACUCCACGGCCUUUUAAGACAUAUGUUCUCGAACUCAGCGGAGUGGCGAGAGACUACUUCUGGAUCUUUUGCCAUGGGCAGAAUCGAUAUUGGAGACUCGAGGAGAUCAAUCCAGCGGAGAUUGAAGGACCCAAGGUGCCGGGUGGCAUGACUGGUGGUGUCGAAUUUGAGGCGAUGACAUACCUCGCGGCCCACCUGCGAUUGAUGAACAUCCUCGGCCGUACGCUCCUGCAACGGACCACCGCGCGGAGUACCGCGGCCUAUCAAUUCUACACAUCGUUGUUCGAUUCUGGUAUCGAGCGUCUGCUUGCCGUGCUCAGGCGAGCAAGUCAGGUGUACUACCAGCACAUGCAUCUCGAGCUAGCGCGGCUCUUCGCUCUCGCCGAACAGAGUGGAUUCAACAUGCCAGCAGGGUUGAGGAUAUGGCAUGCGAGCGCCAGCAGCAGCGGCGCACCCAUGCUCGACAUGCAGAUCGGGCGCAGCCGUGAAUCCGGCAGUCCGGCAAAGGCGCUGGCUCAGGCGCCGGCAGAAAACAAGAGGCGGGCCCAUGCACGGAACAAGAGCGAGGACACAGAGCACAAGCCACGCCCGCGGAGCCCAUAUCCCUCGCAGCAUGCCAGAAGUAAGACCGAGGCAGAUGCAAAAGAGACGACCACAGCAUCUGUCGACGACACGAUCUUUCAAAUGGUCAGCCCUGUUCUCGCGCAUGCGCCGUCUCUGCCUCCUCGGCCGGCAGCAUCGCCGCCGAAGACGGAACGAGAAGCCAGCCUGGUGGCGAGCGAAAGCGAUGCGGAUGAAGACACGUCACUCUCGCUCAUGGCGGCCGUCAUGUUUCCUCGCAUCGCAGCUUCGACGUCACCUCCUGGUACAACGUCAUCGAUAACAGAUGGCUUUACCAGCCCGGCACACGCAUCGUCUGUCUCCACCACGGGUUCGACUGCUGCCGUGCCGAUACCGGCAGCGCCCAUCCCAGCGCUCACACCACCCUCAGCAGCCGAUGCACCGCGCUUUCCCAACCCUUACGCGAGCGCGAGAGGGCCAGGCAACACCGCCAGCUCACACACGGAACCUGCGGGUGCUACGGCAAGUUUGAUGGACGCAUUCUCGCCGACAAUCACUUCGCCGCAGUCAGGCUCUGCUGCUGGGUUCAGUGCUGGAUUUGGCUUGGCCCCUCCUCAGAGGACGAUAGGGCAGAACUCGCUAGUCGGCAGCGCCAUCCGGCAGUGGGAGCAGCGUGCGGCGUCCAUAUCUCCUUCUGCUUUACACAACCCCCGAGGAGGCGGGAAUCCUCUCCCCCUCCCACCCUCGCAGCACCAUGGUUCUGCAGCGUUGGCAAAGGGCCAGCGCUGA